Molecule: messenger RNA, 6968 nt
Organism: Panthera uncia (snow leopard)
Lineage: Eukaryota; Metazoa; Chordata; Mammalia; Carnivora; Felidae
Gene: INPP5A
Product: inositol polyphosphate-5-phosphatase A
Exons: 16
Coding region: 4549-6075 (508 amino acids)
Biological process (GO): phosphatidylinositol dephosphorylation
Molecular function (GO): inositol-polyphosphate 5-phosphatase activity
Source: RefSeq, a predicted model, not a curated record
CUUCUGUCUUCCGUUGCUGCUUCAGUUAAUUAGGGCAUUUGAGACUCUCCUGCCUCGAUCCGCUCCCCAGACGGGCUGGGGGAUAGCGGCCGGCCUCCAGGCUCGAGGCCCAGUUUCUGCCUGGCCCAGGCUGGGAGGGGUGCCCUGUGGCACCCUUCCUUCUCCGGGGUGGCAGCCUCUGCUCUGAGGCCCCCUCCCCUCCCUGUGCAGUGGAGACAGAACUCUGAGGCCUGGGCCCCCUCACCGGGGCCUCCCCUCUGGGGGAGCAGAUGAUAUGUUUCAGCAUGUGUUUGACCGUGAAAAGCGUGCUCAAACGGAGCUCUUCAGUGGGCGCGGGGGCUGAGUCGGUCCAGUCCAGGUCUGACCUUGGACUCCUGGGAGAGCUCGGAUAGUCACGCUCACGGACGGACAGAGACGGGAUGAGGACGCCAUCGGGGUUCCGACCUUUAACCGUGCAUGCGGGUAAAGCAGCGGCUCGUCCAGCCCCAUGGAAAAUGUGGAAGUGAUGUGAAAGCCUUCGGGUUUUUCAAGUGACGGCGGCGUGAAUCCAGAAACGUGACUGUGGGAUGAUUUACGUGAAUCCAGAGUGGCGGGAGGUAGGUGGCCUGCAGGCCGGUCCGGGAAAGGCGAGGCUGCGCACGGGCCUGUGUUUCAGGAGAGUGUCCUGGGACUUGUGCUGUCUUUCUGGCUCUGCUCGGUGUCCCUGCCUCUGCCUGUCGUCUGGUGACGGGAAUCCAUAGGGUGCCCGCACCGUUUUCGACAGUUUGAGUUCACAAAGUUUGUCCUGCCGUUAGAAAAGGCACUGGAACGGGGUACCCACUUGGGUCUGCAGGGGGGGUGAUGGCGCUCCGGCAGGGGCGGGCCAGAGGACCGGCCGGGCUGGGCCGUGCUGUCUGUGGAGGCACACUGUCCACGUGCUGCUGCAGCGUGUGCGUGUGACCUGAGACCGUGUGGGAGCUGGCCCGGUCCCUGGACGGCGGCUCAGGGUGGGGACCGUCUGGAGCAGGGCAGGGGUGACGGCGCUCUGCCUGCCCGCUCGCAGGGGGGGCUUUCCCGGGCCGACCCCGCGCCCCGGUGGACAGGGAGGCGUAUCGGUGCCACGCGGGCUCGAGGAAAACGCUGCCUCUGGUGUGGGUUUUCCCUUUAGUGAAUAGCUCAACCCCAUCUCUGGGAGCGUGGCUUUGGGGUCACUCGAACCCUGACCCACUGGUGGGUUGUUGUGACCCGAGGCCCCUUGUCUUCUCCCUUCUUUGCUCUGACAGGGGCCCCGGCCCUUCUUUGGGGUUGGGGGCUGGUGGGACUGGUGGGCCUGGGCCGCACUCCCCGCUCUGUCUGAGCAGAAUGUGAUGCUGUUAGGGGUGGCUUUCCUGCUCCUACCCUGGAGCCUUGGGGCACGUGCUGGGUCCGCGCCCUCCUCUGUCUGCACCCCGAGCCUCACGGGAGCUGGGUCUGGGACUGGGCCCUGGAGGCUGGGGGGCCCCUCUUUCCCCGUGGCAGAGUGCCCGGGCUCAGACACCCUUCUUUCCUGCCCCGCCCCUCAGGGCCCCUGAGCAGCUAGCAGUUAUUCUGGGAACCGGAGGCCAGGCCUGGGCCUCCGUGCAGGGACCUGCUCCCAGUGCUGCUGCCAGGCCGCGUGCCGUGGACUGCAGGGACACGCGGUGACGGGAAGAUGUGGCUGCUGGAGCGUGCCUCUUGUCACUGGGUACCCUCUUUUGCCUGUUGUGCGUCAGAGAGGCAGGAGUGACACCCGGCACGGUGGCUGUGGCAGGUGGAGGAGGGAACCCUCACAGCGUGAGGUGCCGGUGUUGUCGGGCGGCCCCAGCACCUCCUCUCAAGGUCUCUGUCCCCUCCUUCCCACCCAAGGCUUUCCUGGGGUGGCAGCCUGGUCCUUACCUGUGUCUGGGGCUGAGCAGAGCCUGGGCCGCUGGGCUGGUCCCUCAGCUGCCCCCAGGCAUGGGCUCCUGUGUGUGGCUGAUGGGACGGCCUCCCUGGCCUGCCUCUGCCGCUCUGGCCUUCUCCCCUGCUGCGCGUCUGGGACUGUCACCCCAUGUGCCUCGUUGCCCCCCCAACCCAACCAAGUGCCUGUGGCAGGUUGGUUGUCCGUGGCCUGGACAGGGUGUGCUCCUCCAUGGUUGUGCUUCUCCUGAAGCUUCUCUGGCCUCCUUGCGCAGGCAGGAUUGUGCUGUCCCUUUAGGGGACCGCUCCCAGUGACCAGUGCUAUGCUGUCAUCCCAGCCCUCCUUCCCCUUCCCCUUCCCCACCUGAAUUAGUGACAGGCUUUGUGCUUCUGUCCUGCCGUGCUUGCUGCUGAUGUGGCUGUCAUCAGGUUCCAUUGUGUUGGGGCGCUGCGGGCAGGCGGAUUUGGGGCUCUGCUCCAGGGCGUGGGGAAUCCUGUGCCUUCCUGGACCUGACGGAGCGGGAGAGCUGGGUCCUAGAGCCCCUCUGCUGGUCGGGCAGAGGGCUGUGGGCCCCAGCUUGCAUUUCUCUGUGUGUCUUUGCUGCCGGACGGUGUGGGUGUCCCGCCAUUCGCCCAGCGGGGACUUCAGAAGGUGUCUGCAGGGGUACAGCUGUCACCAUGCUCAUUUGAGAACACGACCCUCCCAGCCUUUUGAGGCCCUCGGUGCCGCGGCUCUGCGUGCUGUCUCUGGAGUCCUGCCUUCAGCCCGGACCUCGCGUGCUCGAGUCCCACCGACUGCGGCCCUUGAGUCUGGCUGGUGGUUUCCGCCCCCCCCCCACCCGCUGUUCGUGUCAGCACUUCGGUCCCUCCUUAGGGCCCAGCGGGUUUCCGCUGGGCACGCACCCCACUUACGGAUGCGGUGUGGUUCCUGGAUUGAGCUGGUGCGGACGGUCGUCUGCGCCUGUGCUCAUGUGCCCAAGGAGCGUAUGUCUUCUCCAGGCACCGCCUGCCUGCUCCAGGGCCCGCCGAUCCCCUGUCCACGCCGGGCUGGCACGCGGCCUCGACUGUGGGUGUGUGGCCGAGCCAUCCUGUGCUUGCCCGGUGCGUUUUCUGGCCUCUGCCUUUAAAAACUAGGCAUCCAGCCAUGGCACUUUGCUGCGCCAUGAUGAUGAUGCCGUUGACGACGACGGUGUUCUCGGGUCCUGGCGGUGGUAUUGGGCACACUGUCGACUGUGCUGGCGGGAGGGCGCCUCUGGGGCUGUUGUGCUUCUGCUCACUCCCCGCCCCCACCCCGGGUCAGGCCCACAGGCUCCUGGGACCUCCCGGGAGGGGCCAUCUCCCUGGGUGGAAGGUACCUGUCAUUGUGUCACGCCCUCGAGCAUGGUUAUGCGGGUGGGACAGGAGUAAGGAUGGCUGCCUUAGGGCCUCCCAGGCCACCCUGGGCUCCCGGGACUCUAUUUCUCUGCCUCACAGCCCCGGGGUGGAUGCUGGGCUGGGGCAUUUCUGUGUAGUGCUGGUGCCGAGUCCCACGUUCAAGGGUCAGUCUGGUGGUACUGGUCUUCGAGAGCCGGGCAGUGGUGGCACCCGCAGCUCCCCCCCACUGCCCCGGUACACGGAGGACCCCUGCCGCCGAGUAGGGCAGAGUGCCUCUGGCAGGUGACUUCUCUUCUCCCAGCCUCUGGGUGUCAUGGCUGUCCCUGCUCCUCCCAGGUGUCUGGGAAGUUCUGUGGUCCCGCCGAUGGGGGUGCCCUCCCGUGGUGCACCAGCUGUCAGCAGGGACCCUGUCAGGUGGGGAGCUCAAGCGAAUUGGCAGCCGUGUUCCCAAAGCUGCAGGAGGACCCUGUCCCUGGGAGGGGCCUGGUCCUCAUGGGGGAGGGCACGCCCUGUGCUCAGGGCCCGGGGCCUGCCUGGAAGGGGGCUGCGCCUGCAUCCAUCUGGCUCAGGGGCUUUCUUUAGCCACACCCUUCAUGAGUCCCGGGGUGCCGCCUGGGGUGCGCAGGGCAGAUGAGGGAGGACGGGGUCCUGAGGACGACUGGGACACAGCUGCGUGGCCCCAGCUCUGGGUUCCCUGCCUUGCCACUUAGGCUCCCGUGCAGUUGUCGCUGGGUGGCUGCCCCCUCCGUGAGACGUUCCCGGAGACGGUCAGGCUGGGGAGUUGUGACCUUCUGGGUGAACCUGGUCAUGUGGAGCUGAGAGCUGGGUUGAAUGGUCAGUACUUUUUUUUUUUUAAUGUCUAUUUAUUUUGAGAGAGAGAGAGCACGCUCAAGUGGGAGAAGGGCGGAGAGAGAAUCCCAAGCAGACUCCACACUCGGUGCAGAUCCCUAUGUGGGACUCGAUCCCACGAACUAUGAGACCACGACCAGAGCCGCAGUCAAGAGGACGGUUAACUGACUGAACCACCUAGGGGCCCCCGAUGGUCAGUGCUGUUAAAACCAUGGUGUGGCCUGCAGAGCCCGGGGCAGGCGUGGCCCUGAGAGGCGGCCGGGGACGGGUGGGGGGACGGAGGGAGCAUCGCAUCCUAGUUUGCCCGCGGGCGUCCUCCAGGCGUGCUCAGAGUCCUGUUCUAGUCCUGGGCCCCAGGGUUAACCGGGAUGCCUCCUGGGGCCAUGCUUUUCCAGCUCUGCAGGUGGUUGCCCAGCCCGAGUGUGGAGCAUGCUCUUCUCUGUGUUGUCACUUGGGGUGAUCUGGACUUUUGUUAAAGACGUUCUGUUGAGAAUGACAUCUGUCCAAGUGACAAACAAAUUUGUGGGGACACGUGUUUUGUUUGCUCUUUUCUCCUUCAUCACCUAUGGUUUUUCAGAUCUUUUGCAACUUCCUGUUUUUGCUGCAAGGCCGUCACCGCCCUCGCCGCCGCAUCCAGGCAGCGUCCCGUGCACCCCGUCCAGGUGGGGGGUGGAAGGCUGGGCCGCGUGGGAGGGAGUCGUGGUUGUCGAGGCCGCCAGCAGAAUGUGGCCAGAAAACCUGCAGAAGAACUGGCUGCGGGAGUUCUAUCAGGUCGUGCACACGCACAAGCCGCACUUCAUGGCCCUGCACUGCCAGGAGUUUGGAGGGAAGAACUAUGAGACCUCCAUGUCACACGUGGACAAGUUCGUCAAAGAGCUGUUGUCAAGUGACGCCAUGAAGGAGUACAACAGGGCUCGCGUCUACCUGGACGAGAACUUCAAAUCCCAGGAGCAUUUCACGGUGCGUGCCCUUCUGCUGCAUGGAGUCGGCCCCGGGCCGUGGCCUGUGGGAUGGCGAUCGCAGGCACUAGGAAGCUUUUAUUUUCUUCAUGAAUCCUUAAAAAACAUCUACCAGUUUGACUUUAAAGCUAAGAAGUAUAAAAAAGUCACUGGCAAAGAGAUCUACUCGGACACACUGGAGAGCACGCCGAUGCUGGAGAAGGAGAAGUUCCCGCAGGACUAUUUCCCCGAGUGCAAGUGGUCAAGGAAAGGCUUCGUGCGGACGAGAUGGUGUGUCGCGGACUGUGCCUUUGACUUGGUGAACAUCCAUCUUUUCCAUGACGCUUCCAAUUUGGUCGCUUGGGAGACAAGCCCGUCCGUGUACUCGGGGAUCCGGCACAAGGCUCUGGGCUACGUGCUCGACAGAAUCAUCGACCAGCGAUUCGAGAAAGUGUCCUACUUUGUGUUUGGAGAUUUCAACUUCCGGCUGGAUUCCAAGUCCGUGGUGGAGACUCUCUGCACACAGGCCACGAUGCAGACAGUCCGGGCCGCCGACACCAACGAGGUCGUGAAGCUGAUAUUCCGCGAGUCGGACAACGACCGGAAGGUGAUGCUUCAGCUGGAAAAGAAAGUCUUCCACUACUUCAACCAGGAGGUUUUCCGCGACAACAACGGCACCGCGCUCUUAGAAUUUGACAAAGAGCUGUCUGUUUUUAAGGACAGACUGUAUGAACUGGACAUCUCGUUCCCUCCCAGCUACCCGUACAGCGAGGACUCCGGCCAGGGCAGGCAGUACAUGAACACGCGGUGCCCCGCGUGGUGCGACCGUGUCCUCAUGUCUCCGUCCGCCAGGGAGCUGAUUCUGAAGUCGGAGAGCGAGGAGAAGGUUGUCACCUACGACCACAUCGGGCCCAACGUCUGCAUGGGAGACCACAAGCCCGUGUUCCUGGCCUUCCGCAUCGCGCCCGGGGCAGGUAAACCUCACGCCCAUGUGCACAAGUGUUGUGUCGUGCAGUGACGUGUGGGAAGCGAUGGCAGCGACAGCAGAGGGCCCUUCGCGAGACCUCCCCGUAGCGCGAGGAGCAAGUGGAAGUCGCGUCCGUGAAAUCCGUACUCCUAACAGCUGCAUCGACAAACCCGCCCGAGCGCCACCCGCUAGACGGCCGGCCCCACACUUCGCUUCAGCCUCCGGACCGUUCCGGAAAAGCCUCACAUACCUCACUGUCUUGUCUGUUCGUGUGACAUUUAGUAGAAAUAGUGGGUUUUUGUAAUAAGUCACCGUCCUGUUGCCAAAACUCUACAGACAGCAGAGGGAGUCUGUAUUUCAGGCUCCAGGGUUUCAAUUUUUAACAAUUGUCAGCGUGGGAAGAGCGUCUCCGGCGUAGAAAGCCCACGGGCGUCACCCCCCUGCCAGCUGGAGGCGAGCCCGGGGUGGGCGGCGGGCGCGGGCUCUUUGCCGCCUCAGGCAGCGUGGCCGCUGUGCUCCGGCCCCCCCCCCUUCCGUGUUAUUUACUCUAACUGCCGUGUUACGUGGUUUUUGAAUUACACUGCAGCUGCUUUCCAUUUUUAUAUAUAUAAAUAUAUAUAAAUAUAUACUUUUUAAAAAUAAUUUAUAAACCUUACCAAAACUUAUGCUAAAUACACUUUCCAGUACGAAUGCUCGAGAGUGUCCUAUCAGCAGGUAGAAGUGGAGUCUAGGAGCUCAGUUUUGCCUAGAUCACGCGGACGCAUCCGAGAGUAUGGCCGGCGGGGCGCGAACGUCGGCCACGGCACGUCUACACUUGCAGAUUCUUACUCCUAUGCCUUUUCUUCUGUGUAACAUUAAGGACUGAAUGUGAAGUUUGUAGCUAGCUCGGGUGUACCUUUUAAGAAUUUUGUAACCUGUCUGUCUUUUGUUACUGUUCUAUGGUG